Molecule: messenger RNA, 3388 nt
Organism: Rhinolophus ferrumequinum (greater horseshoe bat)
Lineage: Eukaryota; Metazoa; Chordata; Mammalia; Chiroptera; Rhinolophidae
Gene: PPP6R2
Product: protein phosphatase 6 regulatory subunit 2
Exons: 25
Coding region: 575-3364 (929 amino acids)
Cellular component (GO): cytosol; nucleus
Molecular function (GO): protein phosphatase regulator activity; protein phosphatase binding
Source: RefSeq, a predicted model, not a curated record
CAUUUUGGAGCGACCUGAGCGCCGCUAGCGCCCCGAGCCGGUUCCGAGCCGCCGGCGGGCCCGCGCCGUGUCGGUGGGCGCCGUGUCCGUAGGCGCCGCGCCUGGCCGGGCCCAUGUGCGUGCGGUCCGCACCAGGCCGCUCGGGCUUUGCCUCCGCCAGCGCCGUGGCCUCCACCCAGGCCUCCGAGGAGCCGCCGCGACGCCCGGCCCGCCGGGCAGGUAUUACACCACCCCCCAAAAUCCCAAGACAACCAUUGUCCUGAUGUCUACAGAUAUUUUUAUUAUAUUUAACCACAAAGCAUUUGACCCAGAGCCUGAGGAAAAGCUAAGCCUGGUGGUGGUUUCCAUUAUUGGGCUUGACAAGGCUUCCCUUCCUGGAACGUCAGUUUCCCCAUGUGUAGAAUGUGCUGCCUGUUUUUUUUUUAAUGGUGAAGAGAUUAUAAAUCGUCUUCUGAAUGAAAACAUUUUUCUUAAAGUUGCAUAUACUCCAAGGAAACACUGCAAAUGUUUUUAUGUUUUGCCUGAGUACAAAAUUUAAACAAGACGUUUCCACAGAAGUUCUGUGGCCGUCACCAUGUUCUGGAAGUUUGACUUGAACACCACAUCCCAUGUCGACAAGCUGCUGGAUAAGGAGGACGUGACCCUGCGUGAGUUAAUGGACGAAGAUGACAUCUUGCAGGAGUGCAAGGCUCAGAACCGGAAGUUGCUGGACUUCCUGUGCAGGCAGCAGUGUAUGGAGGAGCUGGUGAGCCUCAUCACACAGGACCCGCCCCUGGACAUGGAAGAGAAGGUCCGCUUCAAGUACCCAAACACGGCCUGUGAGCUGCUGACGUGUGACGUGCCACAGGUCAACGACAGACUGGGAGGGGACGAGACUUUGCUGAACCUUCUUUACGACUUCUUGGACCGUGAGCCGCCCCUCAAUCCUCUGCUCGCCAGUUUCUUCAGCAAGACCAUUGGCAACCUCAUUGCCAGGAAGACUGAGCAGGUGACCGUGUUCCUGCGGAAGAAGGACGGGUUCGUCAGCCUGGUGCUGCGGCACCUCGGCACCUCGGCUCUCAUGGACCUACUGCUGCGCCUGGUCAGCUGCGUGGAGCCAGCCGGACUCCGGCAGGAAGUCCUGCACUGGCUCAAUGAAGAGAAGAUCAUCCAGAGACUCGUAGAAUUGAUCCAUCCGAGUCAGGAUGAAGACAGGCAGUCCAAUGCUUCCCAGACCCUCUGUGACAUCAUCCGGCUGGGCAGAGAGCAGGGCGGCCAGCUGCAAGAGGCUGCAGAGCCCGACCCCCUCCUCGCAGUGCUGGAGUCGCAGGACUGUGUGGAGCAGCUUCUGAGGAACAUGUUCGAUGGGGACCAGACUGAGAGCUGCCUCGUCAGUGGGACGCAGGUGUUACUCACCUUGUUGGAAGUCAGGCGGGCUGGGACAGAGGGCUUGGCGGAGUCCUUUUCUCAGGGGCUGGAGAGAUGGUGCUCUGUCAGCGGCAGCAUUCUGCACGGCAUCGAGCCGCGGCUGAAGGACUUCCACCAGCUUCUGCUCAGCCCACCAAAGAAAAAAGCGAUCCUGACCACCAUCGGCGUGCUGGAGGAGCCCCUGGGGAACGCCCGUCUGCAUGGUGCCCGCCUCAUGGCCGCACUGCUGCACACGAACACGCCCAGCAUCAACCAGGAGCUCUGCCGGCUCAACACCAUGGGCUUACUGCUGGACCUAUUCUUCAAAUACACCUGGAAUAACUUCCUGCACUUCCAAGUGGAGCUGUGCGUAGCUGCUAUUCUCUCCCAUGCCGUCUGCGAGGACAGGCCCGAAGCCAGCGGAUCCGAGAGCGGGAUGGAGCCUCCGCCUGGGGACGGGGCCGCAGAGACCCCCCGGCCUGCUGCCGGCCACCCCGAGAACACAAUGGUGACGCACCUGUUUCAGAAGUGCUGCCUGGUCCAGAGGAUCCUGGAAGCCUGGGAAGCCAACGACCACACACAGGCUGCCGGAGGCAUGAGGCGUGGGAACAUGGGCCACCUUACGCGGAUCGCCAACGCGGUGGUACGGAACCUGGAGCGGGGCCCCGCGCACACGCCUGUCGGAGAGGUCAUCCGAGGGCUCCCUGCGGACUGCCGUGGGCGCUGGGAGAGCUUCGUGGAGGAGACGCUGACGGAGACCAACCGCAGGAAUGCCGUGGACCUGGUAAGCACCCACCACCUCCACCCCUCGAGUGACGAUGAGGACAUGGAGGGCGCUUUCCCUAACGAGCUGUCCCUGCAGCAGGCUUUCUCCGAGUACCAGGUCCAGCAGAUGACGGCCACCUUCGUGGACCAGUUUGGCUUCAAUGAUGAGGAGUUUGCAGAGCAGGACGACAGCGUCAAUGCCCCGUUUGACAGGAUCACAGAGAUAAACUUCAACAUCGACGCCGAUGAGGACAGCCCCAGCGCGGCUCUGUUUGAGGCCUGCUGUGGGGACCACAUCCAGCCCUUUGACGAUGACGAGGACGAUGACAUCUGGGAGGACCAGGACACGCGCUGUGCUGCCCGGGUGACGGCCAGAGCCAGGUUUGGGGGCCCUCAUGCCUCAGAGAAUGGCCUGGCGCGUGGAGGCCGGGACGGGGAGGAGGCAGACGCGGGUGCGGCUCGGGUGGCGGCCUCUCCAGCUGCUGCCCAGAAGGAAGUUCCCCGCGUGGACAGUGGCUCAGAAGGCACGUGGACGGUGUUUGAUGAGCCGGUGAGCCCCACGGCUUCGGCCCCCGGAGUGGCGAUGGAUGUGGGUUCCAGUGUGUGGGCAGCCAGCGCCCCCAGCACCUCGGCUCUGGAGGAGAAGGGCUGGGCCAAGUUUACCGACUUCCAGCCUUUCUGCUGCUCUGAGUCGGGGCCCAGGUGCAGCUCCCCAGUGGACACAGGCCUCGGCGAUGCCCAGGACGGCCUGAACCAGGGCCCAGAGAAAACCUUUGGCCCUGCCUCCCCGUGUGCCUGGAACGUGUGUGUGUCCAGGAACGCCUCUCUGGUGGCUUCCGACAGUGACGAGGACAAGCAGAAGGUGGCUGUCACCUCAGAGGCUGUCAGUAUGGGUCCCGGCCGGGAGACCCCCCCACUGCCCACAUCUGUCCCCAGGGCCCCGCACGCUGCCAGCGCACCACCAGACCCCGCCUCUCCUGCACCUGCAGAAGCCACCUCCGCCCUGCCCAUGGCUGUCUCCCCCGAGGCAGCCACCACAGUACGGAGCAAGGUCAGUCCUGCUCCAGCCACUCCAGCAGUGUCUGUGUUGGUGGUGUCAGUGACCUCAAUGCCUGUGGUGGCCGUCACCACCACAGCCCCAGCCACCCCAGCCCCAGCCAGUCCAGCCGUCUCUACAGUGGCUGCCCCAGGGACAGGGACAAAAGACAGGUGAGCAGAGCAGGCUGGGGAAAGGGGA